This is a messenger RNA of Pomacea canaliculata, 3734 nucleotides long. RefSeq names its product ankyrin-1-like. Gene Ontology annotation, molecular function: protein binding. The transcript has a single exon. The record is from RefSeq and is a predicted model, not a curated record. Bases 189 to 3734 code for a protein of 1181 amino acids. Lineage: Eukaryota; Metazoa; Mollusca; Gastropoda; Architaenioglossa; Ampullariidae.
CUGUCAUCUUAGCUGCAGAAAACAACAACGAAGGGUUGCUGAGGCUCUUGCUGGAACAUGGCGCUCGAACGGAUGUUGUCGACGAAGAACAGAGGUCAGUGCUGCAUGUUCUCGCUCUCAAGGGAUCUUCCAAGGUUUCUGAUACUUACACAACCUUGAUCUCUCUGUGUGUGAACAACGGUGUUCAGAUGAACAGCCCAGACAUAAAUGGAUUGACUGCACUUCACCUAGCCGUGAAGUCUCACAACUGGACGUUCAUGAAAUCGUUGGUUAAUUUUGGAGCAGACACAGGACGACCUGAUGGUGAAGGCUACAAUGUUUUACACAGGCUCGCCAUGACUUCAGCAGAACAACUAGAUAAUGUCUGUCAACUUUUUGAUCUUCUUCAUCAGCGAGGGUGUGAUCUGAACGCUGAGUGUCGGGCAGGUAACACCGUUUUGCACCUGGCGGCAAUGACUGAAAACUUGAAACUAGUCAAGCACCUCAUAGGGCUUGUUACUAGCUUGGAUCGGUGUAACAGACAGGGUUUCACAAUUCUACAUCUUCUUGCUAUGUAUAAGCUUCGACCUCCUCAAGAUGGCCAGAGUUCAUCUGAUGAGGUCUGUGAGAACCAUCGCACAGAGUUAUUAUCAGUCAUUGAUAUCUUACUUGACAAAGGAGCAGACUUGGAGCUUUUCUGCUCGAGCGGCGACACAGCGCUUCACCUGGCGGCGAAACACAAAAACUGGACCGUGUUCACACAUUUGCUUCAGAAAGGAGCAAAGAUUCAAGAGGAUGUGACUGACAAAAUCACCCUUAUCGAAAGAGUUGCUGAAAGCAGCAUGGCAGUCAACGAACAACUCUACAUUUUUAGCUAUCUUCUUCAACACUGUGCCUUGCAAAAUACACGGAAUCUUCAUGGUGACACGGUCCUGCAAGUUGCCGCCAAACACGAGCAAUGGAUGAUCGUCGAGCAUUUUCUCAGACACCUGGGGGGCAACGCAGACGAGAAAGACAGCGAGGGCUUCACUAUUCUCGAUAGAAUGGCCAUGAGUACAGGUAGGGUAUUCAAAGAAGGGUGGUGUCAAUCCUAUGUCAUAUAUUUUAUAAAACGUUCGAGACCUCGGAGCAAUGUAGAACUCAUUCGUCUGACUGACAUGGCUGCCAGAGCAGGGAAUGUAGACGUACUAAGCCAGCUGAUAGACAGUCUUGAGGACGUCAACAUGACAGAUGGCGAAGGGUUCACAGUUCUUCACAGAGUGGCCCAGUUCUGUGUUACAAAACCAGCGGUUGUUAUUCAACGUCUUGUCGAGAAAGGAGCUGAUGUCGACAAGAAGUGCCCUCAUGGUGACACUGCUCUCCAUCUCGCGGCUAAAAACAACAACUGGCUGGCUGUCUGGCACCUUCUGGAUCAUGGAGCUAGUGUCAGUGGUCUCGAUAACGAAGGUUUGUCAGUUCUUCACAGACUUGUAGGCCAUCCACAUUUACGGUGCAAACAAUGCAAACAGAGUCCGGCUGCUGAGAAGCCAUUAUCCUUAGUCGCCGCUAUUUUGUCCAAAGCUAAAAAGGAUUUGGUUAAUCAGAAAGAUUCUCAGUUUAAUACCCCACUACAUCUUGCUUUCAAAUAUGGACACUGGGACAUGGUGACAGAGCUGUUGGCUAGAGGAGCAUGCCUGAGCGAACGAGAUUCCGAAGGAUGUACUGUCCUGCACAUUCUCGCCAAGCGUGAUAACUCUAACUAUAAAGAAACUGUUAAACUCCAGGAUAACGAAACACCAAACUCCGAGACAACUAAAAGCGAAGGCAGGAACUCGGGGGAUGAGUGUGUGGCUUGUUGCAUCGACACUGAAAGAGGAGUUCGAUUUAAUUUUUUCUUUUCCAUACUUGCAAAACAAAAUAUUACUCAUCUUGACAUGUGCGACAUAGUAGUGGAUCACACAAAGAUCACAGACAGCUGUGAUAACUAUGGCAACACAGCACUGAUUCUGUCGGCAAAAAACAAUAACUGGGACAUCACAGAGCGACUUGUCAUCAAAGGAGCAAACACGCGCAUUCUGGAUUGUAAUGGACUGUCUGUCCUACAUAUUCUUGCUUCUGUAAAACCUGAAAGCGACAAUGUUUUUUUCUCUGAAAAUAUGCACAAGAAACUCAUGGAGCUCUUGGUCUCAUCUGGAGCUGACGUCAGCGCACGCGACCCAGAAGGCAACACGCCGAUACAAGUGGCUGCGAAGCACGGGAACAUGGACAUGGUGAAGCAGCUCUUAGAGUUUAAACACAACGUCAACGAGACUGACAGCGAGGGCUUCACCUUGUUGUUGAGAGUCGCUCAGACCUCGUCUCCCAGAUGUGAGCACAUCGCCAGGCAGCUGGUGAGGAAAGGUGCUGACGUCAACAGGACGUCAUCAGAAGGCAAGUCACCGCUAGCACUGUCGGUGAUAGCUAGUAACUGGCCCGUAACAUCAGUAUUGCUGAAUGUCACUUCUAGUAACAAUAGUAAUACUGCAUUCAAAGAAUACCAUUUAAAUUUGCAUCAGCUUAUAGAAGAGGAGUGUCCAUUAAAUGUUUUUUUACAUUUCUACACAAACAUCACCGUAAUGCAGACACGUCUGAAUGGAAAAUCAGUCUUACAGCUUGCAAUCACAAAGAGAAGAUGGGACCUGGUGGAACGAUUCCUAGCUGAAGGUGAGUUCACUGACUUUGAAGCGCUAACAGGAAGCUGGGCUUUUCAUGUUCUAGCAGAAUGUGCUUCACAUGCCUACGAUACAGAGCUUAUUAUCCUCGGUCUCAUGCCGAGCGACAAACAUAACAUCAACUUGCGUGAUGACAAUGGCAACACGCCUGUGAAUAUCCUGGCCAAUUCAAAGAGUUGGAAGUGCAUCAAACCAUUUGUCGAGCAUGGAGCAGACGUGAACAUGCCUGACAGCGAUGGGUGGACUGUACUUCAUAAACUAGCCAUCGGUAGCAGUCGUGGUGAUCUGUCUCAUGUUGUAGACACAUUAGUGGAAUGCGGUGCCGAUAUAAACAUGGCUGGACCGGAAAAUAAGACAGCUGUGAUGUUAGCACUAGAGAAAAGGAACUGGUCUGUUUUUUGGCAACUCAUACAGUUAGGAGCCUGUUACGACUGGGCUGAAGCUGAUCAAUUUUUACUUCUGAAAAAACUGUACCUUUUUCCCAAAAGAAAUGUUCAAUGUGAAAAACUGUGCGGAAUCAUUAAUUUCCUUGCACACCCAGGUUUAAAUUUAUCUCCUGGUGUCCCAAGUGUACUUCAAUCGCAGCAGUCUUCUGAGAAUGGUUUCACAUCUUCUGAGUCGACAGAAGCCAAAGGACAGUGUGGAUCGGAUAAUCUCGGAAGACUACAGAGUUCUUUUGAAAAGUGUGUGAGGUGUUCUAAUUGGACAGUGGCAAAUGUGAUUCUUGAAUCUGGACCCGACAUUGACAUUAAGAGGCCGAUAAGUGGAAGACCACUGAUACAUGUACUGGUUUCUUUGUACGAGGAGGACGAUCACGAGGCCUGGCUGUCUUUCCUGACUGCUCUACUUCGCCGUGGACUUGACAUCAGCAGUCGCGAUGAUGUCGGUAAAACAGUGUUGAUGAAACACACAGUUUUGUCGAGCUUUAGAGAGUUGAACACGAACCCAAAAGCACUUUGCAGAGUCUUGCUGGAGAAAGGAGUCAACCCAUCGAUGGUGGACGACUCUGGAAAUUCCCUUCUCACAAAGAUCAUGAAGUUGUACAAGACAAGUAUUUUACCAUAG